UUUAACAGCCCUCCACUUCGCAGCAAAUUAUGGUCAACUAGAAGCUGUGAAGUGGCUGGUGGACGAGGCUGGGCUGGAUGUUUCCCUUCGGAACAGAGAAGGUCUCACUGCCUUGAGCUACGCAGAGAAAUGCAGUUAUGAAGAAAUAGUGGCCUACUUGAGACAAAUUGCCAAAGGCGAUGGAGUGGGAGGAGGAGGAAGAGGUGCAGAAGGAAAAGCAGAAUCAGCAACAGUAGGAGGAACUUCUAUGGAACUGCGUUCGUCGAAAACACUUAAGCUCCUGAAGAUGGCGCAGAGAGGGGACGCGGAGGGUGUGCGUAGACUAGUAGAAGAUGGCGUGAACUUAGAAGCAGAGAGCUCAUUGCUGGACCAGAAAGGGCUUCGUGCGCUGCACUUGGCCUCUAUUGCAGGCCACGCCCGUGCAGUCCAAGAGCUCGUUAGAGGCGGCGCUGAGGUCAAUGCAAGAUCAGCAGAAGGGAUUUCUGCCAUCCACUACGCCGCCGCAGGAGGCCACAGCGAGAUUAUAGGGAUUCUAAAGGCGGCAGAGUGCGACCUGAAUGCAGUGACGAGCGCCGGCGACUCCGCCCUCCACUUGGCAGUGCACAGCAGUAACCUACUGACCGUGAAAGGCCUCGUAAAAAGCGGAGUGGACUUCGUUCGGGGCAACAGGAAAGGCCUCACCCCCUUGGAUAUCGCGGUGAAAGUUCAGAAAGCAGACAUAGCAAAUUACUUGGUGGAGGUCUGUGUGGAGAGAGCACUGGCAUCUGAGGACACGGGAAGCCUCGUCCAGUUGCUCCAGAAGGGAGCUGAGCUCGAUCAUCUGAUCGUGCAGCGGACCAGGGAAGGCAUGCGAGCGGUUCACUACGCUGCCAGACACGGCUCCUUGGAGAUGCUGAAGUUGCUGAAGGAAAGGAACACUGACAUGACGUCAACCUCCGUCACGGGACACACGGCCCUCCACUGGGCCGCUCGGGGCGGCCAUCUUGGCGCCGCCCGGUGGCUGGUGUCCCACGGGGGACUCGACGCCACCUGCCGGAGCAAGGACGGCGCCACGGCCUUGGACGUGGCGUUGGGGCUGAGAAACGCGGAGGUGGCCGGUUUCUUGAAAGAGGCUUCUGCUCAAGAGACAUUCCAAAAGGGGGAUUUGAAGAAAGUGAGAGAAUUGAUAACCGGAGGCUUCGACGCGAACGCUGUGUUUCAGGAGAAGAAAAACAAAGAAUGCCGGCCACUCCACCUCGCUGCUGAUGGAGGACAUGAAGAAAUUGUGAGAUUUCUCCUUCACUCUGGAUCGGAUACCGAAGCAACUAAUUACGAAGGCAUGACGCCGCUCCACCUGGCGUCCUGGGGAGGGCACGCAGAGGUCAUCGAGGUCCUGCUUCAAAAAGGCGCAAAUGGGAAUGCAAGGACCAACGAAGGCAUGACGGCAAUCCACCUGGCGAGUAUGGGGGGCCACGUGUCCUCGAUGGAGGCGUUGGCGCCCACGUGUGACAUCCUUUUAGUCACUCGCGAUGGGAAGUCGGCGCUCCACCUGGCGGCCGAGUACGGAAACUUAGGCGCAGUCCAGUGGCUGCAUCUGCAAGGGCUUGCCACUUCUUUAAAGGAUCAUUCAGGCCAAACUCCUCUCCAAUACGCGAAGGACGAGGGACACAAGAAGGUGAUGGAUUUCCUAAAACGUCUUGACCAACAGACCCUCAACCAGCGUCGCGUAAAGCAACGUUCACCAGAAGCACUUGCACAGAGAGCCGGAAGUAGGAAUGAGGAGGCAGCGAGGAAGCCCCUAGACCAUAGAGCGAACCCUGAGAGACCAGGCGAUUUGGAAGGAAGAAAAGGGAGCCCAGACUUGCACACCGCUGCUUCUUGGGGGUCAUGUGAAUGUCAUGCGGACUUGAAGGCGGGAGCUCCAAAGGACACGUUUGGACAGAACAGGUCUUCAGGCCGUGCACUGUGCGGCGAAGGGCGGCCACAUCGAGGCGCUGAAGCUCCUGAAGGAGAGUGAAUGCGAUUUAACGACCAGGACACCUCGAGGCGCCACAACCCUCCACUGCGCGGCCGAGGGCGGGCACGUGGCGGCGGUGCAGUGGCUUCUCGAACACAGCGGCCUCGGUCUCGAUUCCCUCAACCGAGGGGAAAAACUGCCCUCGAUGUGGCUCGAAGAAACGGCCAUCAUAACACUAUCGUCCAUUUGCUGGAGGCCAGACACCAAAGAGACGUGAAGAAGCUGCAGGAUGAGAUGAAAGAGAAAGAAUUUGAAAUUACAAAACUGGCUGCAGAUCUGAAGGUGAAAGAAGAACUAAGAAAGGUAAUACACCACACACACAUCUAUAAACAUGCAUAG
Molecule: messenger RNA, 2335 nt
Organism: Penaeus monodon (black tiger shrimp)
Lineage: Eukaryota; Metazoa; Arthropoda; Malacostraca; Decapoda; Penaeidae
Product: putative ankyrin repeat protein RF_0381
Exons: 15
Coding region: 248-1996 (582 amino acids)
Molecular function (GO): protein binding
Source: RefSeq, a predicted model, not a curated record